GUUCCCGGUAUGUCACGUGACUCGCCGUUUGUAAACAUUACCAGGAGGCGGCUGUUUACAAACACACCGUGACUUUGCGUCUGUUCUGACGUUGUUAAUUCCACGCGGAGAGAAAAAAAAGACAUGAUGGAAAUUGAGAAUUCAUAUUUCUUUGGAGAUAUUGGCUGCUGGUCAGAGAGAACCGAGGUGCACAAGGCAGCGUGCCAAGGUGAGACCACCCAGCUGAAGCACCUCAUCCAAAGCGGAGCUUCGGUCAAUGUCGUGGCAGUGGACUCCAUCACACCGCUACACGAGGCGUGCCUCCGCGGACAGACCCAGUGUGUCCGGCUGCUGCUGGAAGCUGGAGCUCAGGUGGAUGCAAGGAAUGUUGAUGGCAGCACCCCGCUGUGUGAUGCCUGUUCAGCUGGUAGUUUGGAGUGUGUCAGACUCUUGCUGGAUCAUGGCGCCAAGGCCAACCCUGCCCUCACCUCCCGCACGGCAUCGCCCCUCCACGAGGCCUGCAUGGGAGGAAACUCAGACUGUGUGAAGCUCCUUAUUGCCACAGGUGCUUGUCUGGAGGCAUACGACCUUUACUACGGGACCCCGCUGCAUGUGGCCUGUGCUAAUGAAAACAUAGAAUGUGUGAAAGAGCUGCUCAAUGCAGGUGCUAAAGUGAAUGCUGCCAGGCUACACGAGAUUCCGCUACAUCAUGCUGCUAAAAACAAGCGAGUUGAGAUAGUGGAGUUACUGCUGGAGUUCGGGGCCAAUGUCUACGCCAGAGAUCAGCACAACAGGAAGCCCAUCGAUUACACCACGCCAGGCUCUCCCUCUGCAACCUGCCUACAGCUUUAUGAGACCACCCCCAUGACUCUGCAGCAGCUCUGCAGGUUGGCAGUGAGGAAGAAGUUGGGCACCAGAGCUGUAAAGGCCAUAAGUCAACUAGACGUACCUAAACUCAUUAUCAGCUACCUCUGCUAUCAGUGAGUCUUACCUGGAGGACAAGUUGGAUCAAGGUUUACAGAAACCUAGAAACUUACAGACGUGCUGCAUAAUUUUAAGAAAAACACAGCAAAGGUGCCACUGCAUUAGACGUGAUAAUAGUAUACACACAGUUUAGCUGCACUUUCAAAUGAAUAGGAGUAUCCUAGCUCCUCUGUUGGAGUUGUUUAGGUGCUGUAAAUUAUUUCAUCGUAUUCACACUCACGUUACCCAUGGGCUUUAUCCAGGUAAAAGAAUUACUAAGCUAUUUUAGAUAACCAGAACUGGAAUACCCUUCAGUCUGUGAAAUGUAGACACCUUGUGCCAUAAUAAACAGCAGGAUACCAGUCCAAUGAUAAUUCUCCUGCCUAGUUUGCUCUGUGACACUGGCCCUUAGGAGCACAGAGCAUUCUUCUACUUGAAACAUAGCAAAGCGAAAGAAGGAUGAUGUUGUUAAUGAGGUCGGUUCCCUGCAUGUCCUUCCUGAUCAAGUCAUGAAAGAUGUCACCUGUAUCUAACACAAAGCAACAGCAGGGCCAGUCAUGAUGACAAAUGUAUGCACAUAAUUGAAUUGAUUGAUAAUCUACAUAAUUUUACUUUUCCUCUAUUAAUGUAAAUAUACUGUUUGGAUUUGGACACUUAAUGCUGGGGUAGGCAGUUUUGCUUCAUUAGGCAAAAAUCCUAUAAAAAGCAUAUUGUAAUCCAAGAGGUCUGGGAGAAAACCAGACUCCGACACCUCCUCUUGGCUCUGUUUUCAGGCUUUAGGAAAUCUAGCCUGUGAUGGGAGACUUUGCUCAACAAAUGCAGAUGUAUAUCCCUUAAGAUGGUGAAAGCCUGUUUCAGUGGCAGAGAAUCCUGCAAAAAAGUCGCUAUUCAACCUGCAAAGCAACCCCAAGAAGGAAGACAGAUUUAUCGAAAAGAGAGGCUAAAAAAGACUCGGACAAUAAAUGAAACAAAACCUGCAUCAUUAUCCGCAAAACAUUUUAGGGACGGAUUGAAAAUGUUGCUGAUACUUGAGUCUUCUUUUUACCAGAGCCAAAAGCUCAUGGCUGCUUCAAGUUCAGGUUUAUAUAGCUAACAUUGGCUAGAGCCUUGAAUCACAGUGUGUCCUCCGCCUUACUGCUACAGACCACCUUGCUGGGAGGAGAAUGGGCAGCAGCUCCAGUGACAGAACCCCAGUCCGUGGCUGCAACAGUGUGCAAACGGCCAGUGCAGACCCACAGCCCCGACAACCCACAAGAGCAGCAGUGCUGGUGGUUUUCACUGGCCGAAUUUGAGCUGCUACAGCUGCAGACCAAAGGUCUGUCUAUCGAACUCCUGCCAACUAUCCUCCCGGAUAAGCAGUCCACAAUGGUGGGGAGCGAGGCGGAGAGUCAGUAUCUAGCUAAAUUCUGUCUCAUUUGUGGUUUGAUAAACAGAAAUAGAGAGAGCAGUGUAAUGAGGGGCUGAGUGAGUGAGCUGCGUGCAGCUCUACAGUGACAUGAGAUUAAAUAAAUCAAUGUAUGUGAAACACUUGGUUACAGUAUGAAGCACAUGCAUAUACCUGUGGUUGUCUGGUGGGAGGGGCUUAGGAUAGAGAUGGGGGAGCUGCAGGAGGAGGGUGUAUUGUUUUGUUUUGUUUUUUGCUUUUUCCAGAUUCUGUCUACCCCAACUUGAACCUGCUGACAGGAAAUAACAACCUAUGAAUAGAGAGCCAAACUGUCUCCCCAACAGAAGCCUAUUGUGGAAAAAGCUGCACUCACCUUUUCUCCAUUUGGCUCCCUUUAUUAUAAACUAUCACAGUCACUAGCUGAGGUUGAUAAACAUGAGCGCACUUUGUGAAGGUUAUAUUUGCUAAGUAUUUCUUAAUGGAGGUUCCAGUGUGUCAUCCUGCAGCUAUUAAAGUCUUAAAUAGAAUUUAAACAAAAAGUUAAGAACUUGCACUACCAGAGGAGAGUGUGUUCCUAAUAUUAGAUUUUUAAUGUGUUUUUAUUUGAGCUAGAAGCCAAGUGUCAGAGCUCAGGGAGAGGAAGAAGUCAAAUGGCACAGUUUUUGGCAAUGAAGGAAACUUCAGUCAUCAUUCUUCUGCUCAACUAAAGGUUGCUGGAUUUGCUGGGAAAAUGCAUGCACGUCACAAAACUUGCAUGUGUACUGUAAAUGCUGAGUAGCGGUUAAAAUGUGAAAUGAGUCAUUGCGUGCAUGCUCAGUCAACAUUCCCUGGAUAACAAAAGGCUGUUUCUUUUAAAAAUGGAACCGGGCAGCGCCGUUUUCACAGCAGCACUCAGAGUGACACUCUCCAGAUGCUACUUCUCUUCAUUUCAGAUUCCUGUGAUUCACACCCCACGCUUAGCGACAGCCUUUGUUUCAUACAGACACUGAAGUUCCAAGGAGACAGAGAUCCUGGCAGCCUAUUUAUAGCUGCGUGUCUGAUGCUCCACUAAAUCUGUUCAUAGAAAGGACCCAGAGAUCACACUGAGGUCUUAGUGUCUUUAGAAGGAGGGGCAGGAAGCUGUUUAUGAAUUACAUGAAGUGCUUUAGAUUGUUUUAUUGGCUCUCUUCUAAGUUGACAUGACCUAUUUGUGAAGUUUUAUAAGUUAUCCAUAUAGGUCGAAUCAGGCCAAACACCCACUUUUAGAUUUUGUUGUCAGGCUUAAUAUAAUUUACUCCCUGACACCAAAACACUGUCAGAUAAGUAAGUGUAACUUCAGUAUUUUACAAUCUGAACCCUAUUUUCACGUGUUUUUGUGUCUAAAUGACCAAUGAGAACAACAAUUUUUCGAAAAUGGUCGGGCAUUGAGUAAGAGCGCUGAAGCCGGCAGCUGCGAAACAGGUUGCAAUAUCGCAUCAUUAUACGUUCACUAAAAGUGCCUUCUUUUUAUCACUGACAGACUCAAAUUGUUGUUUGAAGUGUCUGACAUUAUGAAAAUGAUCCCUACAGAGAAAACCUUUGUUUUUACCUUUCCCUUGAUCCAGUAUGUUUGUUUGUCUUCCCACAAAAACUUAACUGCUGAGACUUCAGAGCGAGAUGUCUCCUUCAGUGACACUUGGUUAGACACAAUAAUCAAGCAGUAAUUAAAGAAAAUGUUUUAUUAUUAUGUUAUCAGACCCUUAAAAUAAGAAAUCUGAGCCUGUCAGUGGCAAAAACAAGCACUUUUAGUGGACAUACAUUUAUGGCCUACUAUUUUGAGGUUGCCUUCUGUUGUGCUCUCACUCAACACUAGACCAGUUUGAAAAAUGUGUCGUUCCCAUUAGUCGCAAACAGGGUCCAGGUUGAAAAAUACAUAGGAUUCCCUUUAAAGACAUGGGCCAGCACAGGAUAAAGUUUGGGAAUACACGUGAUUGAUAUCAACAGACCAAGAAAUCAAAUUGUUUGGUUGCAUUCUCUCCCCCCCCCCCCCCCACUCACCAAUGAUCUGAACUUUAGCUGCUGCUGUUGUCACCUCAGAAACACAUUCCAACUUUAACAGAGAACUUAAUUCUAAGUACUUCAGGAUAUUCUGGCUUUGCUCAUAUGAAAGCUGCAUUAGACCAGAAUUUUACAUGAAAAAUAAUAGCCUCACUAAACUAUGUUUUUACAUAGUGGAACCCAACCAAAGCUGGUUCUGAUUUUGAGAAUUUAACAAAACAAAAGAUAACAAUAUAUCGACUGAAACUAGCUUUUUAAAACCUGUAAUAUAAUGGGCACAUUAUUUCUAAACUACCUCUAUUUUUGGCAUGGCUGUUCUAUAAUUUCUUGUUAUACAUUGACCAACAUACCAAUAAUAUGUGCUAUAAGCUAAUAAUAAUCAGCCCGGUCAGGAUCUAAUUAUCAUAGCAUGGUAUGCAGUUGACAAUGUACAGUUAUGCAGUGUAAAUUAGGAUUAACCAUGUAAAAACAGUGGUAUAGUUCUUCAGUCCUCAAUCUGAAUCACAAACUGCAAAAUAGCACUGAGCAAAUGAUGUGUCCACAAACAACAAAACUCUUAAGAUUUUUUCCUUUUUUUCCCCCUUAGUAUGAAGUAGAAAACCCAGUCCACGUGCAGUUUGCUGAGUUCACCCUUCAGGAUUUUGGGGUGUUUUUAAGUUCACAGUUUUUAAAUCAUUUGCAUCUAUGCGGAGCUGCCAGCGGGCAUCGCUACCAUACCUUGAUCUUCAAAGAGCACGAGGCCAUCUGUCAGCUCUCAUGGAGGUCUGCACCUGUGUGUUUACUGUUUGUCUGACAGACCUUCACAAAGCAUUCAAAAGCAAUAUAUCAUGCCUUCAGACCCUCAUCCAAAUCUCUCUUUUCACUCCCUCAUUUCGCUCUUUCUCCCUAAACGUGCCCGGGCUGCACGAUGCUGGCCUGAAUAAGAAGUUUGUCUGCUGCACUCCAUAAAUAUGCCAAGCUGUUAAGGUUUGUUUAAUCAAAAUAUAAAUUCCUAGAAACUAAUCUUCCAUCAUUACAAGAUAUUUUGACUGGUUUUCAUGCUGCAAAAAUGCAGGCCAGUACAGUAUAAUCUUAGGCAGUAAAUAAUGCUGAAGCACUGCAUAGAUCUCUCUUCUCCUUCCCAUGGAGCGUUCCCUUUAAGACUCAAAAUAUCCGAGCCUGAUAUAGACAAGGUUUCUACUUAAGGCUCCUCAGCAGCACAAGGGACUGGAAAAAACAGACAUGCAGAGAAUGUCCAGUUAUCUAACAUGAGAAAUGGUCCUUGCUCCAAAAUAGGAAUGUUGAACUUCAGGUUGAACAACAGAGCCGUUGGUUUGUUUUGAAACGUUCCUCUCGGUUCAUCAGGUUAAACGACACCGGCCAUCCCCUCUGUUUAAGUGUUGUCUUAUUAAUGUGAAUAAAGUCAGGUUUAAUCUGCUCCGAUGUUGGAAACACACUGAUUUAUCUGUUGAAGGUGCUACAGAAAAACUGAUAAAUCAUCCCACAAAAAUGUGUCAAGAAUAUUUAUCUUACUAAGCUGUACAGAAGUGUUGCUCUGAAUAUGAUGAAUAUAUGUUGAUAUAUUGAAUAAAUUGUACUGUUGA
Molecule: messenger RNA, 5925 nt
Organism: Epinephelus fuscoguttatus (brown-marbled grouper)
Lineage: Eukaryota; Metazoa; Chordata; Actinopteri; Perciformes; Serranidae
Product: ankyrin repeat and SOCS box protein 13-like
Exons: 6
Coding region: 124-963 (279 amino acids)
Biological process (GO): positive regulation of protein catabolic process; protein ubiquitination; intracellular signal transduction
Molecular function (GO): protein binding
Source: RefSeq, a predicted model, not a curated record